AUGAUACCACUGGAACAUGAACCCACCAGCCGGCCGUCUGGGGGGGGAAGAGAUUGCGUUCCUCGAUUCCUCUCCUGGCCUGAGUUAGGAACUGAGGAACUGAAAGGUUCGGGCAGAUUCAAAUUUGCCACCUUCGCUACCGGACGAAAAAGUCACUCUAUCGACUCAGGAUCGACCACCUGGGUAGCAACCCGCAUACAGAGGGUUUACGAGGCAUUCCAGUGUGAAUGUAUGGGAGAUGCCACUGCAAAAAGCGCGUCGGAACAAUACCAUACGGUAAGCGAGUUGCGAGUCAGACUAAGAGACACUAGUAAUCUGCUAAGGCCGAUCUAUUGGGACCAACUCAUCCACUCUUGCGCCUUAUCAUCUUCCCUCGUCUGGUCUCUCCAGCCACAGUAA
Messenger RNA from Aspergillus niger, 399 nucleotides. RefSeq lists its product as hypothetical. The record is from RefSeq and is a predicted model, not a curated record. Lineage: Eukaryota; Fungi; Ascomycota; Eurotiomycetes; Eurotiales; Aspergillaceae. The coding region runs from base 1 to 399 and encodes 132 amino acids. The transcript has 2 exons.